AAUUUUGACAGGUGACGUUCCUCGUCAUGAACACGUUCAAUUAAUAUGUCGGCAUGUCAUGCAACUUCGCCCACGGUUCUGUUUCCUUAUCAAUAUUUCCUUCCCUGAUAGUUACUUGUUCUCAUGUCUCGACGUGGUCUUACCUGACUUUGCCACUAUGGAAUGGUUAGAACGCUGCCUUUCCCCAUACUCAUGAGGCAUUUUCCUGUUCAGAUUUCCCGGUCCACUCAAAUGUCCCACAGCUUUACUUUUUGAAUUUAUUGCAAAUCAUCAUGUAGUCCGGAAUGCAGCCAUGGUGAAAUAAUGUGCUAUCAACCUCCCUUUCACGACAGCCCCGUUGCGCAUCCAAUCGUGUCCUCCGAUGAACGCCAAUCCCAGAAGCGCACUUCCUCAUGCACCUUGCCCUUAGAUCAACCACCACUAUGUGUUUCGGAUUAUGACCUCGAGUUCCAACUUUUUUGGAAUGCUCACACAUAGUGGCACACCAACUUCGCUAUUGAACAUAUCGGUGGCGGAUUCCUCUCUGUUGCCCUCCACUUCUGAUCUUGGCAUCCAAACUGCCUGCACUUCGAUCAAUCAGCGUAGCUUGCUUUUCGCCCCAUCACCUAGCGCGGUUUCGGAUCGCGCCCCACUCGUCGAGGGUGUCACUGAUCUAACCGAUGGUUACGGGGAGGACGACAUCGACAAAGUCGCCGGUUCCAGCUUUGAACUCAUCAGCCGCUUGGUUGACGCCGAGGGUUUGGCUGGAGUCGAAGUAGUCUCCACUGAUACUGCCACCCUGGCUAUAUUGUCUGCAGAACUAAACGAAGAAAAAGGACCGGAAACGGGCGUUUGGUCAAACCAACAAACCCCAUCCAAGCCUGGUUCAGUAUCAGAACCAUCGAUAACAACCACUACAGUUGCCAGCCCACUGAUAAGUGCAGGUACAUACACCGUUAUAGGUUGCGGCUCAUCCUCGCUAGAGUCCGUUGCACUAACUGACUCACCCACCUCCGUCCCUCACAAUAUUCCCAUUCUCGGCGAUCUUCCAGGCAGUCAGCUUACCACGUCCUUCGAAAGUAGCAAUUUCUUAGGUCGCUUACCUCCCCUACGUGUUGUGAAAAGUGAGACUGAGCUGGUCGCACCGAACGCUUCUUAUUCUGGACAAGCCGAUUCCUCCAUCUUUGCAUCGUCCCACUUGUCAUGUCCAUCCACCGAUAUGCCCACAGGUCCCACCUGGCUCGUGCAAUCGCAGGGAGCUUUCGAUGCCGAUCACUGUGCCCCGGACCGUGUCAUCACGGGCACAUGUUAUCCAAUCUGCUGUCGCACUCCUCCGACAAUGCUACUUGAUCCACUGUGCUAUGGCAACGCGCCUUCUAUUUCCUCCACCGCUGUCGUUCCAAUGAAGUCCGAAAAACAUCUAUCCGACGCUUUUGAGUCUCGUGUCUACGCAGAACUCGGUAGCGUAUCGUCCAUCACUCCAGCCCGUGUGCAUUCCCCGACGAUCCGAUCGCCGCCCUAUAACUUAAAGGGCGAGAUUCAGUCGGAACCACGUACACCUGUGUUUUGCGCCGCAAACCCCACUCCAUUCUCCGAUAGUGAACAAUCGGUCACCGCCGUCGUUCACCUGAAUCUUCCUUCGGCUGCUACCCCAGUCACUGUUGGCUUUAUCGCCUCUCAAUCGCCUCUGGAUGCGAAUCACCUGCCCCCUGUGUUGUCGCCCCUGACACGUUUAUUCCCGGCUGACCACACUGCUUCCCCACAUGCGCUGUCUAGUCCAAUCGGUUCAGUUCCAUCCCAGCCUCACCGGCAUGAUGAUCGAAGCCCAGUCUUAAGCCACAAGAGUCAUCCUGCGUUGGCUAAUUCUUCCAAGCCCGUGAUUCUGCAGACUGUUCAGUUCGCAUCUCACCCCCUCCCUCCUCGAACAACGAAUGGAAGCGACCUGUCUAGCUCUCCGGCUCCACUUUUGCCCCACCAGCCGCCCACUGCUUGGACACCCGCAUCGGGAGUUGUCCUAUUCGAUCAACAUACGGACAAUACGGCACUGAGUUGGCCGAACUCAACCUCUACUGUGAGACAAAAAUCCUCCACAUAUCUUUACGAAGCCGUCCCUUCCAAGACCUUUAGCCUUUCGGCGGUUCCCACCACGGUAUCUAGACACAACUACUCUCCGAGGCCUUUGUUCUCUGCGGGGAGCGUUUCCCCGCCGAUGAACAUUACCAUACAACAUCAUCAGAAUCAUGCACUGGAUCAACUCAAGGCAGCUGCCAAUCAACGUCGUCCUGGACCACAAUGUUUUCUCCCCACAUGCCAACAGUCUCUUAUUGUUGCUAGUGACGGAAGAUACGUUUCAUUGGACCCCUGUACCCGGCUCGUCCCACGGGUAUCCUCUUCGGUGACCAGAAGGCACUCUACCCCCGUCCGGCCCGUCGUGCUAAAUGUGUCGUCUCAUCCUGAUAUGGCGAUAGACAAUCCUGUGCCCUCUUCCACCCGAUGUCGCCCAGUCUACGCCUAUACCUCCAAACAACCCAGUAUUACGUAUGCCUCCAUUCAGACUGCUACCGGCAUCGCAUGCUCCUUUUCAGCGAGCGUGUUAGACGUUUCUGGUGGCUUCCAGCAACGAAUACAAGUCAUGCCUCCACGUUCGCUACAUCCUGCUCAAGUCACAAUCCCUCAUGUCGCUGCAGCUGCUUCCCGGUUGCCCAUGAACAGUUCGCCCAUCUCCACUGGGCCUCUCACGGGUAAAUCCCGAGUUGUAUCUGUCCUCUCGGCACAGGCCCCUCAAGCGGAUAACUUGCGGGCCAACACAAGACAACCAUCCGGAACAGGCGGCGAGAGCACUUGUGCUCCUCUUGGUUUGACUGGCUUGGGCACCAUCUUUUACACUUGUGCUGUGUGCAACGACCAGGCCUUCGGUAAACAUUACGGUGUAUUUUCUUGCGAGGGAUGCAAAGGGUUUUUCAAACGCACAGUGCGCAGGGAGCUGGUGUACCAAUGCAGAGAGAAUCAACACUGCCUGAUUGAUAAACGCAUGCGGAACCGUUGUCAAUACUGUCGCUACCAGAAGUGUUUGCAGGUCGGAAUGCGCCGCGAAGCUGUUCAAGAGGAACGACAGCAUUCAGGCCAUUCGACCUACCUCGGUUCCCCUGGGAAUUCCAGUUGUUCCCCGGACCGAUAUGGUGGAUCAUCCACCCUCUCUUUGGACGAACUGAAUUGUCAACCCGCGCUAUGCGACCCAUCAAACGAUCAUCCAGGCCACACGACUGUUGUGACGCCUGAGUCCAUUUGUGCACCUAUCCCAUCGACCGACGUUCCGCCAUUAUCCUCAUCAUCCCGGGGGGAUAACUUUCAACUCUUUCCGGAUUUGAGCUUCACUGUGACUCCCCCGCAAGCCUUGGAUCAAAUUGCAACCGCUGAGUGUCUUUUGGAACAGCGGCGAAAAUGCUGGCUCACUCAUCAGUCCAGUUACAAGGUAGUGGAGGAGGAAGGGCAGACGAAGACCUUUGGCAAAUCCGGAACGCUACAGUCUGUUCGUUUAGCAGCGGACAUCGUCGACUGUUCACCAGAAAAGCUGCCUCUACUGGAUCUCCUAACUUGGGCCGAUCAAUUGCCAUUUUUCAAUCAAUUCCCACCAGAGCUUCGAUUAACUCUACUAAAAUCCGCCUGCUUGGAGCUUGUACUCGCCCAGUGGGUGCAACGUUCCACUUCGGAGUUUACGAAGACCACUACCCCGCUUCCUCAGUCUAACAACUCAGAUGACGGAUAUGGGCCCAACAGCCCCGAAUAUCUUUUGUUUGAUCCGUGGUGUCAUCAAGACACUGCACCAUCGGACACAGAUUCUGCACAAAAUGAAAACACACUCACCGAUACGACUUUGUCCACUCACUCUCCGAGCUCCACAGAUCCAUCCUCUCGCUUGGUGAAACCCCUGCAGCGGCUCACGGAAUCCGCUGCAUCCAAACUUUCCCCUUUGCGUCUACAUCCCACCGAACUGGGCAGUUUGAAGUUGAUCAUGCUCCUUAAUCCAGAUGCCACUGGGCUCUCUUCACAGUUCCGAUCUCUGGUCGAAGCUGCUCGCGACCAAGUGUAUGCUGGUUUGGAAUACCAGUGCAAUCAACUGUGGCCCGGUGCUCCACAUGGCCGCAUGGGUCGUCUGAUUCUACGUAUUCCUGCAUUUCACCUGCUUGCUUUACGUGUCCGCACAAUGAUGGAACGCACCGGUGGCGUCGCACACCUCAUGAAUGCACUGGAGGCCGCCUUUCGAGCAUGCCCCGUUACGGCUGACACUGCCGAACCCUAUGAAGCUGUCCAACGGCCUCACGGAAGCAGUUUUCUUCCUCUACUCUCUACUGACACGUGAUCCCACUUCUCCAAGCCGAUGACCUCUCUGCUCCUCGUUGUGCACGGAUUUUCGCGUUCCAUCUAUUUACUGAUCUCAUUGUUUAACCGUUACACCUACCUCUCUCUGCUUGCGCUCUUUCAACCCCGCCCCUCCCCCAGUCUUUACCUAUCUAUACAACGCAUGUUGUCGUAUCCAUCACGCUGAUUUAUUCUCUCUUUGCUGUCACUUUCUGUUCCGUAUUCCCCCUCCUCCAAACCGGUUACCCGACAUGUCCGCCCUCACUCAGGCUCUUUGCCUAUGUGUUUCCCCCGUCCCCCAACUUCUCUUUCUCUCUCUCUGUUGUGUUCGCCCUGUUGUACAGCCCCAUUUGGGGAAUUCGAUGUGCUUAUCUUCCCAAAUGAUCCCUUUCCCCAUAUAUUUGUCCACACACACACAUCGAAUGCCACGACUCGCAUCUGAUCCACUGUGUGUGCAUCCCAACUAUCCAGAGAGAAUUUGUGAUUGUAGGGGGUGUUGUGCUCUGCGUUUACUUCUCACACACCGUUUAUAUUCGUUUACUUUUAUUUUAUGUCGACACUACUACUAUGUGACGUAUAGUUUAUGCUUCAUCAGUCCGGUUGGGUUUGAAUUCGUUUCAGACCAAUCCAGUGGUCUUUUAGUAAUCUUUCUCGCCAAACUUAUCAAGCGUAACACACACACUACCUCAACUCUGUUAACAGCUUCAUUUUCCUGCGAAUUUUUUCUCCCUUUGGUGCUCCGUUGUUUCUUGAUCGUUGACCUCUGCACUGAUUUCAUCCCCGGUUCCACUUCUUCACAUCUGUCGUCCCGAUAUCCUCAGGUGUUUCAUCGCUUCGCAUUCAGCCUCAGGGUAGAGAUCUGGCCCAAUCCGCACACCGGGUCGCUGUGUGAUGACCCUCUUUAAAUUGUCUUCUCCUUUUCCCCCACGUUUAUCCUCUUUUUUACACAACCUUUGUUUUCGUCUUCUCAGGGCUUUUUUACACAAUCUCUUCACCUGUUUGUAGUAUUGUCUCCAUUUUUAGCCGCAUUAGAGUUGUUAUACUGUGACUAUUGGUCGAUGUUGGGAGUGGAUCCUAGAACAGUGAAUUAAUUUCUUCAUCUUUGUAAACUUUUUCUGGACGGGUAUUGAUUUCUUAUUCUCUCUACUGUACCGGAGCCUUAUCCGAACACGACGUUCGUAUACUUUUGUGUU
This is a messenger RNA of Dicrocoelium dendriticum, 5531 nucleotides long. NCBI's taxonomy places the organism in Eukaryota, Metazoa, Platyhelminthes, Trematoda, Plagiorchiida, Dicrocoeliidae. The record is from the annotation of a GenBank genome assembly.